CUGAUCUUUGCUCUGCCAGUUCCCCUACAACGAUGAUGAGCUGGCUGAUCUCAGUGGGGCUGCUCCUGCUGGUCCUUAGUCCCAGCUCGGAGGCCCAGGACACAGUUUCGAAGAUGUGCCGCUCGGACGAACUGUGCACUUCGGUGAAGCGUUGCGAGGACUCCGACGAUUCCGGGGGCAUGGCUAUUGGUCCGCGCAGUUCCCGCAGUUGCGGCGAUAGAAGGGUCUGCUGCGAAACGGCCCAGCUGGAGAGCUGGGACAGAUCGCAGAGCUCGAAGAGCCGAGCCGUCUCCUCCUCGAUCCGAGAUAAGGUGUCCUCGCUGGAGCCGCCGCCGAACGAGAGUUGCGGCCUGAACAUGGAGUGCGUGCCCAGGAAGCUCUGUCGCGACCACGUCAUCAACGACUCCGGAAUAGACCUGAUCAAUCCCAGGAUCAGCACGAUUCCGUGCAGCAAGUCCUUGUACCGCUGCUGCGCGGUGGACGAACAGGUGGACGAAUCUGAAAGUCCGUACGUGGCGAAGCUGGCCGACUUUAAGUACAAGAACUGUGGCUACAGCAAUCCCCAGGGUCUGAUCCCCGACAACGACAAGUUCAACUAUACGGAGGACGUCUCCAUCUUCGGCGAGUUCCCCUGGAUGGUGGGCAUCUUCACCGGGCGGCAGUCGUUCCUCUGCGGCGGCACCCUGAUCCAUCCGCGGCUGGUCAUCACCUCGUCGCACAACGUGAUCAACGAGACGGUGGACACCCUGGUGGCCCGGGUCGGAGACUGGGAUCUGAAUGGCCUCAACGAGCCGUUCCCGCACCAGGGCAGCCGUAUCAAGGAGAUCAUCAUGCACCCGGAAUUCGAUCAGAAGCGUCUGUUCAACGACAUCGCCCUGCUGCUCCUGGACGAGCCCAUCGUCCUGGCUCCGCACAUCCAGCCGCUGUGCCUGCCGCCUCCCGAGUCGCCGGAGCUGAUCAACCAGCUGCUCUCGGCCACCUGCUACUCCACCGGCUGGGGAGCCAAGCAGGCGGACAGUGAUAAGCUGGAGAACGUGCUCAAGCGGCUCAACCUGCCGGUGGUGGAGCACGACGAGUGCCAGGCGAGGCUGAGGAACACCCGAGUGUCCACUCGCUUCCGCCUGCGCCCCAGCUUCAUGUGUGCCGGCGGCGAUGGCAAGGACACCUGCAAGGGUGACGGCGGCUCACCGCUCUUCUGCACCAUGCCCGGCGAACGGGAUCGCUACCAGCUGGUGGGCAUCGUGUCCUGGGGCGUCGAGUGCGGCGUCGAGGACAUUCCCGCCGUGUACACCAAUGUGCCGUACUUGCGCAGCUGGAUCGAUGAGAAAAUCAGAGGACUAGGGAUCACAUUGCAGGCGCAAUGAGCUAAGAAAUCACUGUUCAAAUUGAAAAUUUAAAAUAAAGAACUUUUAUAAUAUGCGACCUUAAACCAUUUUAACAGGAAUAAGAUAUCAAGAUUGUCUUUAAAAACUUGAUAUUGCUUUUUAAGAAAAAUGAUUUUACCUUUAACUAAAUAAAUACGCAUUCUUACGUUGUUUGAAA
Drosophila takahashii is the source of this 1542-nucleotide messenger RNA. RefSeq names its product phenoloxidase-activating factor 2. NCBI's taxonomy places the organism in Eukaryota, Metazoa, Arthropoda, Insecta, Diptera, Drosophilidae. Gene Ontology annotation, biological process: proteolysis. Gene Ontology annotation, molecular function: serine-type endopeptidase activity. The record is from RefSeq and is a predicted model, not a curated record.